CUCACCGGCGCUUAGUUGACUCAAUUCCUGCACAAGCAUUUCGCGAACACAAGGAGUAUUGUCAUCGACACCAGGUCAAUCUCGUGUCACGUGCCUUUUCAUCCUCGCCAAUACAAUUCUGCCAUUGACCUUGACCAUCUCCCGUCAGGGUUGAGGAUCAGCAUAUAAUUGCUACGAUUUCACCUUCGAAUCGAAGCACCAUGAGCGCUAAAGAAACGUCGCCUCCUCUCAAUGAGGAUCACACCCUGCCAGACAGCGAUAAAGAACUACCUGAGGCACAACUACCAAAGGAUGAAGCCACCGAGAAUAGCGACCAUCGCACCGACCUCGAAAUGUCUCCAGAAGAAUACCGCUACAUCCUUCGUAAACUCGACUGGGCAAUCAUCCCGUACUGCUCACUUUUGUAUCUUCUCAGCUUCUUAGACCGGGUCAACAUCGGUCAAGCGGCUGUUGUCGGUCUCAAGACGGAUUUGAACAUUUCCAAGGGCAAUGCAUAUGCCAUUGCACUUUCGGUUUUUUUUGUUGGAUACAUAAUUGUGGAAGUGCCCUCCAACCUAAUUCUCAAGGCUGUUAAACCCCAUCGCUGGAUUCCAAUGAUCAUGAUCGCCUGGGGAAUUACCAUGACACUCAUGGGCCUGGUACAGAGCGGCGGGGGGCUCCAAGCCGCACGAUUCUUCCUUGGAGUCGCUGAGGGAGGACUCUUCCCCGGGAUUAACUUCAUGCUCACAUGCUGGUACGCCCGACGACAUCAAAGCUUUCGGAUCGGAAUCUUCUUCUCGGGAGCCACGCUUGCCGGCGCCUUUGGUGGAGUUCUUGCCUACGGUUUGAAAUACAUUCCGUUUCCAUCGUGGCAGCAUUUUGGCGACAUUCCUCAAAAGGCUGUGCCGCAACCGGGAGGAUGGCGCUGGAUUUUCAUCAUCGAGGGCCUGAUCACCUUUCUCUGCGCGAUUCCUGGCUGGUGGCUGCUUGUGGAUUUCCCUGCCGAUGACAACAAGAUCUUAACUCACUCCGAGACAGCCAAGUGGAACCACUUCCUAGCCAAGAGUCAGGGCGUCACCAACGCCAACGUUCCCUUCAGCUGGGAUCAGAUCCGCCAGUCCUUUGCGGAUUAUCGGAUGUAUUUGUAUGCGGUGCUCUACAUUUCCAUCGCUGAGCCGCUCUACUCGUUGGCACUCUUUACCCCUACUAUUAUUGCCGAUUUGGACUUUUCAGGUGCCUCAGCCAAUCUGCUGUCUGUCCCACCAUAUGUGUUGGGCUUCAUCACAACGAUGACUACCGCGUUUCUGGCGGACCGCUUCAUUAUGCGUGGGCCGUUUAUCCUGUUCUGGGCUUGCUUCGUCAUUAUCGGCUACGCUAUUCUCAUCUCAGAUGUUUCGUCAGGUGUCAAAUAUUUUGCCAUCUUCUUGACCGUCGCCGGCGUUUCUCCCAACAUUGCCCUGGCCAUCAGCUGGGUUGGCGCUAACUUCGGUCCAAUCUAUGUUCGGGCUACGGUGAUGGGCUUUUUCUUCACGAUCGGCAACUCUGCAGGGUUAAUAAGCAGCAACAUUUAUCCGACUACUGAAUCCCCAAGAUUUAUCAAGGGCCACGCCAUCAACCUUGGUUUUGCAGGGUUAACGUUCAUCUUGACGUCGCUCAUCAUGUUCAUCAACUGGCGACAUAACAAGGCUCGCGACGCUAUUUCAUAUGCUCAUCCGGAUGGUCGUGACGUUGAUCCAGCUCGCCUAGCCCAUGACGAUGAGAAAGCGCGAUGGGGAUACGAGGGUUACAGCCAUGAAGAACUUCUCAGACUCGGCGAUCAGCAUCGAGGCUUCCGUUACGUUCUCUAAGGGUUGGAAUUAGUUACAAGAAGAUACUGUAGAGGCUAUACUCAAUCCACGACUGGCGAGGAAGUAAGAAUACAACCUGUAGUGACUGAGAAGCCUUUGCGUACAGUACACUGUGAGUGGCUUAUGUGAUCUGGUUCAGGGGCGAAAUGAGAACCAUGAAACCGGGUUAAUGUGGAAUAUGGAAGUUUAGAACAUCGACC
This is a messenger RNA of Exophiala oligosperma, 2026 nucleotides long. RefSeq lists its product as uncharacterized. Gene Ontology annotation, molecular function: transmembrane transporter activity. The record is from RefSeq and is a predicted model, not a curated record. The transcript is spliced from 3 exons. Gene Ontology annotation, biological process: transmembrane transport. Gene Ontology annotation, cellular component: membrane. The coding region runs from base 201 to 1826 and encodes 541 amino acids. Lineage: Eukaryota; Fungi; Ascomycota; Eurotiomycetes; Chaetothyriales; Herpotrichiellaceae.